Messenger RNA from Amphibalanus amphitrite, 1565 nucleotides. RefSeq names its product AP-1 complex subunit mu-1-like. The record is from RefSeq and is a predicted model, not a curated record. Gene Ontology annotation, cellular component: clathrin-coated vesicle; clathrin adaptor complex. Gene Ontology annotation, molecular function: clathrin-cargo adaptor activity. Lineage: Eukaryota; Metazoa; Arthropoda; Thecostraca; Balanomorpha; Balanidae. Gene Ontology annotation, biological process: intracellular protein transport; vesicle-mediated transport.
AAGUGUUGCUGUGUGUUGAAGGUGGAUUUUGAUGAGCAGAUACCUGCUGUUUUCAAACUAUCUGCAAAAAUGUCUGUAUCAUCAAUAUAUCUCUUAGACUCCAAAGGGAAGGUACUGAUAUCCCGGAACUACAGAGGUGACAUCGAGCCCAGUGUUAUAGACAAGUUUAUGCCCCUGCUAAUGGACCGAGAAGAAGAAGGGAACAUGUCACCGAUUAUACAGACGAGUGGCUGCACGUUCAUGUACAUCAAGCACAGCAACGUGUACGUGGUCAGCACGACGCGGAAGAACGCCAAUGUCAGCCUGGUGUUUGUGUUCCUGCACCGCCUGGUUCAGGUGUUUGAGCACUACUUCAAGGAGCUGGAGGAGGAGAGCCUGCGGGACAACUUCGUCAUCGUGUACGAGCUGCUGGACGAGCUGAACGACUUCGGUUUCCCGCAGACCACUGAUAGCAAAAUCCUCCAGGAGUAUAUCACCCAGGAGAGUCAUAAACUGGAGGUGGCGCCCCGGCCGCCGAUGGCCGUCACUAACGCCGUCCACUGGCGCUCCGAGGGCAUCAAGUACAGAAAGAACGAGGUCUUCCUGGAUGUCAUCGAGUCGGUCAACCUGCUGGCCAACUCGAACGGUAACGUACUGCGCAGUGAGAUCGUGGGCAGUAUCAAGAUGCGUGUCUACCUGUCCGGCAUGCCCGAGCUGCGGCUGGGUCUCAACGACAAGGUACUGUUCGAGAGCACCGGACGCGGCAAGAGCAAGUCGGUCGAGCUGGAGGACACCAAGUUCCACCAGUGUGUCAGACUUUCCAGGUUCGAAAACGACCGCACCAUCUCGUUCAUCCCGCCCGACGGCGACUUCGAGCUCAUGUCCUACCGGCUCAACACUCACGUGAAGCCGCUCAUCUGGAUCGAGUCGGUCAUCGAACGCCACGCGCACAGCCGCGUCGAGUACAUGGUCAAGGCCAAGUCGCAGUUCAAGCGCCGCUCGACGGCCAACAACGUCGAGAUCAUCAUCCCCGUGCCGACUGACGCCGACUCGCCAAAGUUCAAGACGACCAUUGGCAGCGUCAAAUACGUGCCCGAGAAAACCUGCAUCGUCUGGAGCAUCAAAUCGUUCCCGGGCGGUAAGGAGUACCUGAUGCGGGCCCACUUUGGUCUGCCGAGCGUGGUGGCAGAGGAGGUGGACGGCCGGCCGCCCAUCAACGUGCGGUUCGAGAUCCCCUACUUCACCACGUCGGGCAUUCAGGUGCGGUACCUGAAGAUUAUCGAGAAGAGCGGCUACACGCUGCCCUGGGUACGCUACAUCACACAGAACGGCGACUACCAGCUGAGGACGCAGUGAUGAGCGUCCGAGAACCCCCUGUGACACACCCUCCCGUCCCUGACCGGCCCCAGCACGACAGCCGGCCGCCGAGACCCGGCACACCCGCAUCUGUGGUACCGUACUGUAACGGUACAAAUGUACUCCGCACUGUAUUGAACCGCCACGGCAACACGGCUGGAGAGUCCGCGGAGAAUGCGUGAGCAGGUGUGGGUGCUGGACAAGCUGUGAAUGUGAGUCGUGAGUUUCGA